AAACAGAUUUUAUUUAUUGUGUUCUGUCUUAUAGUAGGUAUAUAAUAUUUUAAACGUUUUUGAAUUCUAAUGUCAAUAUACCUUCCCACUUUAUAAAUAGAAACUAUCUGUUUGAGAUAAGGAAUUCAAUUACCUAAAUAUUAUAUAUUUCUUAUAUUUAAUAAAAUCAGUUUUAAAAUGUCAAAAAGAAACAAGAUUUCAUAUAUUAAGCCACGAGAACCAUCAUUUUUGAGAAAAUUAAAAGAAGAAGCCAACUAUAAGGAAGGACCAACAGUUGAUACAAAAAAAAUCGAACUUCCAACUUAUGAAGAUGACGAAUCAUAUGAUGAUGACAAUCCUACUGUGGUAGUAUUAACUGAAGGCGAUUUAACUUCUGAAGAAGCAUCCAAAGAGGCAUUAGCCAAAGAACAAGAAGAAAAUAGUAAACCAGCAGAUUUAUCUAAACGUAUAAUUUUCAAACGUCCAGCUAAAAGUACACCACAAUCUGAAGAAAAACAUAGAGUAAAUAAAAAGAAAAAACGAACAGAAAAAUUAGUUUUAUCUUUCGAUGAUGAAGAGGAGGAUUCUUGAACCCUGGUUUGUUUAAAAUGAUACUGCAAAAUUACUUUUUGUUUAUCAAGAUAUGGUUGUCUCAAUAGUUGUUUGUACCAAUGACUUUUUCAAACAAACACCUAUCUAUGUAUAUAAUAUGUAUUUUAAUAAAAUAUGUACUUAUAAUGGCAAUGUAUUAUUAAAACAAACUAUGAUGACUUUUUUGAUUUCCAGAUAAAUUUUGUAAUUUUAUUUGAUUCAAUAAAACAUUUAAGGAUAAAGUUAUUUAAAUUUUGUAUAUAAUUUUAAAAAUGUUA
Rhopalosiphum maidis (corn leaf aphid) is the source of this 848-nucleotide messenger RNA. RefSeq lists its product as uncharacterized. The record is from RefSeq and is a predicted model, not a curated record. The transcript is spliced from 4 exons. NCBI's taxonomy places the organism in Eukaryota, Metazoa, Arthropoda, Insecta, Hemiptera, Aphididae. Bases 178 to 570 code for a protein of 130 amino acids.